UCCAUCCCCAACAUGGUAGAAAUGGCAAUGAUAACCAAAGCCCCCACAGAGUUUCUCUUCUAUGGCUUAUAUUCCAGCUUUUCAAAUGACAGGGAAGAUCCGUUCCACAAUGCUGGGUCUCCCCUGGGAGGCUGGGACUCCCUGACUUGGGGCCAUGGCUGGAGUCAUUCUAGGAACAAGAAGUGGAGCAGGUCAACCAGUGUUUCUGCAUUAAGCAGCAGGAUUAGGGAGGUUUCCAAGGCAACAGGAGGUAGCUUUGCUAUUAGGGUUAGGUCAGGUCUGGUUCACUGUAGCAUGCACUUUGUAGGUUGCUAUGGUAGCAGUUUCUUCCCGUGCUCUUGGUAGAUGGAGGGACUUAUGAGAAACUGAGGGGCAUCAGUUCUCCUUGCAGUGUGAUAGCAGGCUGGCAAGUAAUGUUGGCUGGCCGCGGUGAGAGGGGAUGAGCCCACAGAGCCUCAUUGUAGGGAUGAGUUAGGAUUGGGCACGCUUGUGCCUUCCUUCUGAGCAGUUCUGCAGUUGCCUCUGCUGGGGUGUGGCCAGAAAUAACAGUCUGGUUGGCCUAAAUCCACUGGUCCUAAUCUGGCUAUGACCUCACUAUCUGGGUCAUAUUGUGUUGCUGUUGUUCAAAGCCUGUGGAAUGAUUUUUGUCAAGAUAUGAAGUCAAGAAAAGAAGGUGAGGCCAGCAGCAGUGUGGAUGGCAGCAGUUGAUGCAAGACCCAGGCCAUCAGUUCGUCCUUGUGUCCCCAUCCCUUCCCCACUAGGAGCAUCAGAGCAUCCCCCUCCUUCUACGAUCUGUCAUUCCCAUUUGCAUGGUCACCAAAGGGCAUGGUGUCAGUUUUAGAUUACAGACCACAGCCCCUGGGUUUUUUGUGGCCUGUGCAUGAAAACUGGGCCUUGUAGCUUUCCUGGGGAGCAGGCAGGCCUGCACAGCCAUCACCCUGUCCUGCAUUUAGAGUCUGGGGUGCAUGACUUUAAAAGGGUUCCAUGCUUGGCCUCUGACUUGCGGGCCUGGCCUUCGCACAUGACUGUAGCUGAGACCUCUAGUGAAGGUGAAGACUGCAGAGCAGGCAAAGUUAAACCAAGAAAAGUCAGGGAUAGGAUGGGGGCGGGGAAAGAAACCAUGCCUUUUCCCUUCUCAGUGCAGGCUACAGGGGCCCAUUUUCAACCCCUCCUGCGCCCCGCCAUUACUUUCCCACUCACUGGCAACCUGAUCAUCUCCGCUGAGGUGUCAGUGUCACCUCCAUGAGACCUGUUACCCUGCUGUACCUGCGACACUGCAGCUGCCUCCCCAGCUCCCAGCUCCCUCCUAGAUUCUGCAGUGUCCCCCACAGGUCCCUCCCAGCGAAGGAGUGAGCGAGCUCUGCUCCCCCCUGCAGGUCACUCCUGUCCCUCACCUGUGCUCAUGUAUUCAUAAGGUCUGACGGCUUUUUAAAAAGGUGUUUUUAGAAUCAAACCAAGUUCUGUAAGAGGAAGAAGAAAGUUUUUUUUUUGUUUUGUUUUUAAUGUGUCUACUGAACCAGGCUCAUAAAAUUCAACGUUCAUAUUUCCUUCUGGCCCAUGAGAUAGGACCGUAUGGCUCUUGGCAUUCAGUAAUUGCUCAAUAAAUGCCUGUUCCUUAAAGGGAUGAUGGAUGCAGGAAGGCUUGAGCAAGUGGGAAGCUGGGCUGUUCUGAUUCAGCACCUUGUUGAACUUGUCUUGGCUACCCUGGUGUCUUUCUUCUCUUCCUCCACCCUCGCUUGGCACUUUCUGAAUUGCCUCUGAGCAGGUCUGUGCUAGGUACUGGGAAGACAAAGAUGAAUGCCCAGGUCCUUAGCCAUUCUCACAUGGCUCCCACUUCCCCUCCCCCAGCAGCCCUCUCCACUGUCCUGGGAGUCAUCCAGCAUCAUGGUGCCACAGUGGUCACAGGAAGGGACGUCUGUGUCAGAUCCCUGGCACCAAGGCCUGAGGUGAUCGGACUUGUCAGCCCUCUAGAAACUAAAGUCUAAGGACUUGGUCCCUAACUAAUGUGCUAUACGCCCUGCUCCCCAUCCCCAGCCGUGUUACAACCCUGGUGGUUCUAACCAUGUUGGCUGGUUGUUGGGAGUUAGGAGUUGUUGCUAGCAGCAGGGACUAGCCACAGGGCCCCAAUUUUCAGUAGCUGUUCAUGGGCCCUGGGCACGGUAGCUUCCCCUUCUCACCUUUCCCAAACUAUGGCCCUGGACAAGUGCUUGUUGCUCUCUGCUUCUCUGGGUGGCUCUGAAAAACAGGUGAUACCUGACUUGUGAGAGACCAGCCCCUGUAGUGUCCAGUGGGUGAUGCUGUGAGAGUUGUCACAGAACAGCCUGCGCCGGCCUCGACCGGGGAUGUGCCGCUCCUGAUAGGGACUACCACUAGCCAGGAACAGCAGCCACCCAGGAGAAGAUGGAGGGGCUGAAAGACAAGACCCUGCAGGAGCUGGAGGAAAUGCAGAAUGACCCAGAAGCCAUUGCCCGGCUAGCCUUGGAGUCUCCUGAGGUUCAGGACCUGCAGUUAGAACGAGAGAUGGCACUGGCCACGAACCGGAGCCUGGCAGAGCAGAACCUGGAGUUCCAAGGUCCCCUGGAAAUCAGCCGCUCUAACCUCUCAGACAAAUACCAGGAGCUGCGGAAGCUUGUGGAGCGGUGCCAGGAGCAGAAAGCCAAGCUGGAGAAAUUUUCCUCGGCACUGCAGCCUGGGACCUUGUUGGACCUUCUGCAGAUCGAAGGCAUGAAGAUCGAGGAGGAGUCUGAGGCCAUGGCUGAGAAAUUCCUGGAAGGUGAGGUGCCGUUGGAAACGUUCUUAGAGUCCUUUUCCUCCAUGAGGACACUGCUGCACCUGCGUCGAGUCCGCGUAGAGAAGCUCCAGGACGUGGUGAGGCGGCCUCGAGCUUUGCCGGAGCUGGCUGGAGAUGUCCCUCCAAAGCGCCCGCCACCCCCACGCCCAGUACCCCAGGCGACACCGCCUGAGACUGAAGAACAGCCUCCACAGCCCUCUGUAGUGACUCCCUACCCUUUGCCCUACAGCCCAUCCCCAGGCUUGCCUGUGGGCCCGACAGCCCAGGGAGCCCUGCAGCCAGCCCCCUUCCCUGUGGUGGCCCAGCCUUCCUCCUAUGGUGGGCCUCUGGGUCCUUACCCAUCACCUCAUCCAGGACCCAGGGCCAUGGUGGGUUACUCUUGGUCUCCACAGAGGAGUGGCCCGCCCCAGCCUGGCUAUCCUACGGCUCCAACUAGUACCUCUGGUCCAGGGUACCCCUUAGUGGGGGGCCGAACCCCUGGUCCUGGUUAUCCUCAGCAGUCCCCCUACCUCCCGUCAGGAAACAAACCUCCCUACCCAACACAACCUCAGCUCCCGGGCUUCCCAGGACAGCCCCAGCCUCCUGUGCCCCCUCAACCUCCAUACCCUCCUGGGACAACCCCUUCCUAUGGCUUCCACCCUCCAGGGCCUGCCUGGCCUAGGUAUUAGUCCUGGUCUGUGUCCACCUUCUUCCUUCUACCUGCACCACAGCCUUUGGCCUCCAUUUGCUGAGAUUUGAGGUUAACACUGGACGUGGUGGUGAUGCGCCCUGAAACGCUGGGACACACAGAAGCCCCGAGCCUCGAGUUGGAAGCACAUAGGCCUCCUGAAAGGCCCUGAAGAGUGCAGCAUGAGUCCUUCUGGGAGCUCCUUCUGCCAGGGACUGCUCAGCACAUCCUGAGUGGCCUGCUGGGAGCCCAGGGCUCUCUGGUGUCUGCAUGAACGGGUGUGUUCAUGUCUUUGCAUAGCUACCUGCGCUUGAUCCCUGACAGCUGAACCAAUGUAGAAUAAUCUUGAUGCAGGGUGACCCUGGGUCUCGGACCCUGCUCAUCCAGGCUGUCCCUUGGAGCUUGGUAUGUUUGAUGUGGAAUCACAUGCCAAGUGAUGACAGAGUUCUGUCUGUCCACUAAAGGAUGCUCUACCUUAUUUACCACGGUCGGGUCGUAGGAAGGAACAGUUACGAAAAGUGGACUUUGAUUCCUGAAAGCCAUAUUUUAGCUGCCGUGCCAAUGUCAGGCAAGCGUGUCCUACGUGCUGGCAGAGACCAUAGCAGCAGUGGUAUGGUGAGAGAGCUGGGGAUGCCAAGGGAAACCCAGGCCUCAAAUUGUAUGGUUGGACGUCCUAGAGGUCACCCUGGAGCCCCGGGCUGGAGUGGAGGACCAGGGUUACCUCCCAGCCACUUUUCACUCCUAGGGCCCUCCACUUCUGGCUGGCUCUUUCUGAGGUUCACCCACCCCUCCACUCCUUUAGUGCCUUGAAUCUUAUUUGCUAGCAGCCCCCUUUCUCUUGUUUAUCUCCUUCCUUUUCCCAGUGUCCCCGCAGAACAGACACCAGACAGAACACCCCCAUGGUGCUUCCCAGACAUCAUCACUACAUUGGGGUUGGUUUCUCUACACUCUCAUUCUCAGAAUGUAAAGGGUAGGGACUGUGAGUGCAGCCCCGGCUCUGGGUGGGCUGGAGCCUGCUUAGUAAUGAAAGUGACUACACUAGUCUACAGGGGUUGCAGCAGGUGAUGCAUCUGUGUGGCUGGUCCAGAUGUAAAUCAGGUCUCAGGGCGGACCCUGGAGCUGCUACGGGUUAGGAAAUUGUAUGUGCCUUGAAACAUCCCUUGCCUGGGUACCCAGCCUCUGGUGGGCCAAGGUGCUGGGGGUCAAGGAGGAACCCCAUCUUCUGGUGCCACUCUGCCCACCGGCCACGGGUGCAUUACCACAUCUGCUUGCUUCUCCUAAAUUAUUUAUAGCGUGGAAUCACUAAUGGCAUCUGUGAGACUGCUGCUGAACUGGAUAAUGACUGCCCAUUUGUUUGUGCAAUUGCCACAAUAAAUGUUGAUGAGUUCCGUGGUC
Mus musculus (house mouse) is the source of this 4853-nucleotide messenger RNA. RefSeq names its product vacuolar protein sorting 37C (gene Vps37c). Gene Ontology annotation, molecular function: calcium-dependent protein binding. Gene Ontology annotation, cellular component: late endosome membrane; ESCRT I complex; nucleoplasm. Gene Ontology annotation, biological process: viral budding via host ESCRT complex; macroautophagy; multivesicular body assembly. Lineage: Eukaryota; Metazoa; Chordata; Mammalia; Rodentia; Muridae. The coding region runs from base 2401 to 3459 and encodes 352 amino acids. The record is from RefSeq and is a predicted model, not a curated record. The transcript has 5 exons.